This is a messenger RNA of Vicia villosa (hairy vetch), 252 nucleotides long. RefSeq names its product precursor of CEP4-like. The coding region runs from base 1 to 252 and encodes 83 amino acids. NCBI's taxonomy places the organism in Eukaryota, Viridiplantae, Streptophyta, Magnoliopsida, Fabales, Fabaceae. The record is from RefSeq and is a predicted model, not a curated record. The transcript has a single exon.
AUGCCUGAGAAAACCAUGUUAUUAACAUUUUUACUACUACUUAUUAUCAUGCAACAUAACUUUGGUUCAAUGGAAGCAUCAAGGUUGCUAAAUAAUGUUCAUCCACCACCAAGUGUUCCUCAAAGUCCACAAGCUCCUUCACUUGAUUAUUGGUAUUCCAUAAACGACGAUAACAAAGGUGGUGGUGAUGCUUUCCGUCCUACAAGUCCAGGACAUAGCCCUGGUGUAGGACAUCAAACACCACCACCAUGA